AUGGGGAAUACACUCUGUUCAUGCCAAAGAACUCGCCCGAUGGGAACCCCAAGGCAUUGGAUAGUCCCGGUGCUUGCAAUGGUGGGAGUCGUUUUGCUAAUACACACAUGGGCAUUUCAUUCCUGGAAACUCCCCGAAAUAAAACCGGCUUCGAGUACCAAACGUCUGGAAUUCCCAGAAUUAAUUCCUAACACCAUCUGGCCGGCCAUUGGUGGUGCUGCCGUUAAAAAUGGCGCUGUGAAGCUUGCGUCAUGGUUGUCUACAAGUGCUACUGGAGCGCUUAUCAGCAUUAAGAAUGGUAAGGUGAAAUUCCCAUUACACUGCGUGGAAAGAUUUAAAUUCGUUAAGAUUUUUGAAUGGCUCGAUGCUGUUCGAACCUACGAGUACGACUUCUGGAUUAACUUUGUACUUUCCAGUUUGCGGCAUCUGCUCGUCAAACAGAACAUCAUCGCACCAGAUUCGAUCGAGGCGCAGGCUCUCAAUGUCAUGAGCCACCCACAUGUUGGAAUUUUGUUCAGGAAUUCAGUGGCCGUUCUCAUAAUCUCCUUCAUUUUUUUCGCUGGAGUGAACUGGUGUAUACUUCCUUUCUUUCGGCUUUUGAGGAACGUGUGGGCGACACACUAUUACGGUGUUGCAGAUUAUGAUCGACUCGCUGAUAUAGUUGCUCAAAUGGUCGAUCUGCUAGAAACUGUACUACCACCACCACAAAAUCUGUUGGCACUGAUCGAGUGUCUACGGUGGUGCCUGGAGCCACCUUCACCAUUGAUAAUCGUUGUGGCACGCUGUGCCAUCUUUCUUGAGUGGUUUUUGCUCCAACUGACUCCCUCGGGCCUAAUACUUGGAGUGUUUGGGAUCCUUGACUAUUUCCACACCGCCCAGGCUGCUCUGGCUGCAUCCCAGCACUGCAAUGACCAGUCAUCGUAUGCGCCAAUUCCCCUACCACAAUGCUACUGCUUUCAAGGUCUCGAAUUUCUGUCCCGAAUCUCCCUCCUUCGCUCUUUAGUUGCUCAGAUUCGCCUUGUUCCCUUCUGCGGAACCUCUCUUACUAAGAACUUACUCCAGGUUUCUGAAGAACUGUCCUGGAGAGACAGAGAAGAAUUUCUACGCUGCAUUGAAGAAGUCUCCAAUUUUUCUGACCUGUUUGAAUUUAUGAAUUGGCUUUUAAAAUGGAGGGCUUCUAGCGAAGAUUUACAAAACCUCAUCAAUGAUCAUGCUGCUAAGGCACUCACAAUGAAGACCCCAGCGAAAACAUAUUCUGAAGUUCUCGAUGUCCUUCGCGUUCUUGACACUCUACCUUACCUUCAUUUCCAAUUUCAGGAGGUGUUCAAUACACUCACCAAGACGGGCGCUCUAUCCCAUCCAGCUGUCGCUGGGCCCUUACGGAUUAUCUUUCACACCAGAAGUUCUUAUUUUCAAUUCUUUACAUUAAUUGACUACGAUUGUUGGACCCUUUUUGAAGGGCUUCCCGGACGACCAGCUCGCAGUACCCAGCUCCACUCUCUUCGCUCAGGCAUUGUGCGCCAAGACAAGAUAAUCCCGAUGGAUCUAUCAACUCUACAGCUGGCACAACUUCUUGAUAAGGUUGCUCAGAUGGGCUAUGACCCGAGCCCUGAUCGGUAUUCUUAUUAUGCUCCGGUCUACGUCGGCUCCAAUAAACUCGCUUCUUUUGCGUACUGGGAUCAGGAUUCUUCUCAGUCCUACGUCUCCACUGCUCUUGUCAAAUCACUUUCGUUGGCUCCCAUCACUGCUGGUCAGUCAGCCUCUAACCAAUUGAUUGCCUCACUUUCUCAGACUGAUUCCACGCAGUAUUUAAACGUUCAAUUCAAUGUUUCGACUUUCGAGCAGACGUUCACCUAUACCUUCAUUAUUGCUGACUUGUGUCAUGCCCCCCUCGUUUUAGGCUCUGAUUUCUGGGCCGCGUAUGAAUCAUUCUAA
Molecule: messenger RNA, 1935 nt
Organism: Australozyma saopauloensis
Lineage: Eukaryota; Fungi; Ascomycota; Pichiomycetes; Serinales; Metschnikowiaceae
Exons: 1
Coding region: 1-1935 (644 amino acids)
Source: RefSeq, a predicted model, not a curated record